Molecule: messenger RNA, 1887 nt
Organism: Elaeis guineensis (African oil palm)
Lineage: Eukaryota; Viridiplantae; Streptophyta; Magnoliopsida; Arecales; Arecaceae
Source: RefSeq, a predicted model, not a curated record
AUGCAGAACAAAUGUGGGACCGCGACCGCCUCUCUCUCGCGCCUUUAUAAAUUCCUUCCUCAUUUCCCGCGAUCCCUUCUCCAUUUCCCACCUUUUUGUUAUAUCCGUCUUUUUUGCUUCUAUUCCACUCUGAGGGAAAGAGAGAGAGAGCGAUGGGAGGGUGCGCGACCAAGCCGGCGAACCUCAAGGCGGAGUUCGAGGCCCCUCGGCCGCUGGAGGAGCCCUUAGCGGUGGCGGCCGGUUCCAAGGCCAAAGAAGCGUCCGUAGAGGAGAGGAAAGAGGAGGCGAAGGCGGCCGCAAGUGGCGGCCAGGAGAUAGAGAAAGGGCCGCCGGAGGAGAACCGCAGGAGAUCCCUCGGCCUCUUGUUUAAAGAGAAGGAAGAGAGCAGUGGACCCUCUGAUACUGGGAAGACUUUCAUGACAGAGGCUGUUACACCACCACUGAAACUGGUGGAAGCAAAGGAAGAAGCAGUUCAGUCCAAGGCAGAAGUACAAUACACAGAAGAAUCUAAACCAGAAAUUAUAGCUACUGAUAUCUCAAAUCUUAAUCCCACUACUGAAAGAACAUCUGAUUCUUCAGCAGUUCAGCCCAAGACCGAAGUUCAAUCUACUGAAGAAUCCAAACUCAGGACUGUGGUUGCUGAUGUUUCAAACCCAAGCACCACCCUAGAACAAGCCUCUGUUCAAGCUACUGAAGAAUCUAAACCCAAAAAUCUGGUUGCUGACAUCUCAAACCCAAAUAAAUUUCCAGAAAAAGCCUCUGUUACUUCUUGUGUUGCAGCUUUCGAAGCACAUGAGAAGCCAGCGGAUUCAAAAUUGAAUGUUGAAGAAGUCCAGGCUGCUAAGGGAGAUGUUGUGGAUUCAAAAUUGAAAGCAGAAGUCCAGAACGAUAUGAGAGAAAGAUUGGAUUCAAAACAGAAGGCCAAAGAAAUCCAGACUGCAGAGGAAGAAGCAGUGGAUACAGAAUUGAACAAAAAAGAAGAAAUACAGGCUGCAAGCGAAGAAGCAGUUGAUUCAAAAUUGAAAGCAGAAGUCCAUAAAGAGGCAGUGGAUUCAAAAUUGGAAGCAGAAAUCCAUGCUUCAAAGGAAGAGACAGUAGUUUCAAAAUCAAAAGCAGAAGAACUCCAGAAUGAAAGGGCAGAGGCAGUGGAUUCAAAGUCAAAAGCAGAAGAACUUCAGACUAAAAAGGUAGAGGCAGUGGAUCCAAAAGCGAAAGCAGAAGAACUCCAGACUGAGAAGGCAGAGGCAGUGGAUCCAAAAGCAAAAGCAGAAGAACUCCAGACUGAAAAGGCAGAGGCAGUGGAUUCGAAAUUGAAAACAGAAGUUCAGACUGCUAAGGAAGAGGAAGUUGAUUUAAAACCAAAAGCAGGAGUUCAAACUGCUAGGGGAGAAGAAGUGGAUUCAAAACAAAAUGUGGAAAUCAUCCGGAUGGUUAAGGGAGAAGUAGAUUCACAACUGAAAGUAGAAGGCCAGGCUGCUAAGGGAGAAGUGGGGAGUCCAACAGGUGCUAUCAGACAGGAGGGAGCAGCUGUCAUGGAGAAGAAGGUAGAUAUAUAAUUGCCAGUUUCCUCUGUACAUGAAUUUGCUCGAGAGCUUUCAGAAGGGCACCUUUUUACUAUAGAGGAUCAUGGAUCAAAUGGAAGAAAGAACCACUCUUCUGGUUAGGUUUUGGGUAUGAAUGCUUGUGUAAUGUUAUUUGAGGCUGUGUAGUUUCUUCUGUAUUUUAUUUUUUUAAUUGAUGAUUUGUUAUUCGGUUUGACGAUCCAUAUCUUGAUUGCGUGGAAGAUUUUGUUUUGCACCUUCGCUUCCACCUUUCUGAUGAAUAUUAGUGAUUCAGUGUAGCUUGACAUAUAUUUUUGAAUAUUCUUGGAUGUUGGGGUUCUGAUCU